AUGAACGAAUUAUUAAAAAUAGUACGUUAUUCAAAUUUAUUUGAUCUUAAUCGUUUAAUGGAUGCUAUUGAUUCAAUUAAUGAUGAAACACGAACAUCAAUAAAUAGCAAUGAUGAUAAUAUAAAUCAAUCAGGAAAUAAUAAAGAUUUAUUGAUACGAGGAAAAUGUUAUCGAGGAAGAUUAAGAUUAGAUGAAAAUAUUGCAACAAAAGCAUGUCAUGCUCAAGUUAUCGAAGGAGAAAUGAAACAUGCUCUACUCGAUGGUGAUACAGCUAAUUAUGAUCUUGAUCGUGGUUUUACUAGACAUCCAAUCGAUGAUUUGCAUAACAUUUGUGUUAAAUUAGAUGGACCAUCAAUAAUUAAUCAUAUUAAAUUAUUACUUUGGGAUAAAGAUACUCGUGCGUAUUCAUAUUAUGUUGAAGUAUCAGCUGAUGAUAUAACAUGGACACGUAUUAUUGAUUAUCGUGUAUAUUUAUGUCGUUCAUGGCAAAAAUUAUAUUUUGCACCUAUUGUUGCAACAUCAAUUCGUAUUGCUGGAACAUAUAAUACAGUCAAUAAAGUAUUUCAUCUUGUUUCAAUGGAAGUUUAUUUUAUUCAAAAACCAUUUGCACUUAUUGGAGAUAUAUAUGCUCCAGUACAUAAUGUAGCCACAUUAGAAGCUAGUGCUGUUGUAUCCGAAGGUGUUAGUCGUGUACGAAAUGCAUUGAUUAAUGGAGAUUAUCUUUCUUAUGAUUGGGAUUCAGGAUAUACAUGUCAUCAACUUGGUUCAGGUGGAAUUGUUAUUCAAUUAUGUCAACCACAUGUUGUCAGUUCAAUGAGACUAUUAUUAUGGGAUUGUGAUAAUCGUUCGUAUUCUUAUUAUAUUGAAACUUCAUAUGAUAAUAUAACAUGGUCGAAAGCUGUUGAUAAACAAACAAUUGCUUGCAAAUCAUGGGAAAUCUUAACAUUUUCUCCCCGUAUUGUUGUUUUUGUACGUAUAUGUGGUACUCAUAAUACGGCUAAUGAAGUAUUUCAUUGUGUACAUUUUGAAUGUCCAUGUCGACCUGAUGUACUUAAAUCUUAUAUGAAUGAACAGACAUCUAUAUUAACAACUGAUGAUCAGGAAGCAAAUAGUGUAACAUAUGAAGAAUAUUAUAAAUCAAUUGAACCAUUACUUGAUAUAACAAAUGAUAAUUCUUCAUCAACAACAGAUAGUGGUUCAUUAAUUCACAUACAUACAUUAUUACCAUAUAUGAUAAAACCUGGUUUAACAGGAAUAUAUCCUAUUGAAAAUGGAAGUAAUGAAAUCGUUUUAUAA
Molecule: messenger RNA, 1296 nt
Organism: Rotaria sp. Silwood2
Lineage: Eukaryota; Metazoa; Rotifera; Eurotatoria; Philodinida; Philodinidae
Source: the annotation of a GenBank genome assembly